Messenger RNA from Lacerta agilis (Sand lizard), 2476 nucleotides. It is a transcript of the gene CTIF, whose product is annotated as cap binding complex dependent translation initiation factor. The transcript is spliced from 13 exons. Gene Ontology annotation, molecular function: translation activator activity; protein binding; RNA binding. Bases 258 to 2171 code for a protein of 637 amino acids. Gene Ontology annotation, biological process: regulation of translational initiation. Gene Ontology annotation, cellular component: cytosol. The record is from RefSeq and is a predicted model, not a curated record. NCBI's taxonomy places the organism in Eukaryota, Metazoa, Chordata, Lepidosauria, Squamata, Lacertidae.
AGCCUGUGUCACAGGAGCCCGGUUUCUGUGUCGUUGGAUAGCCUGGAAAAUAAGAGCGAGUAUAAGCCCUACUUCUGCCUCCACCUUCCCAAGCUCUCCCCAGUCGGGACUCAUGCACCUCCAAGAAGGAAUCUGACCCCCCUUCCCCCUUUCCUUCCUCCCUCGGAAUCCACCCAGAGCCACCCUCUUCCUCCUCUCCAGACCAGCCUUGGCUCUCCAGAAAGGCCCCUUCCGCUCUCGGCUCCCUAUCCAGAGUGAUGGAAAAUUCCUCUGCGGCUUCUGCCUCGUCUGAGGCAGGGAGCAACCGUUCGCAGGAAAUCGAAGAGCUGGAGCGUUUCAUCGACAGCUACGUUUUGGAGUAUCAGGUCCAAGGCUUGCUAACGGACAAGACGGAAGGGGACGGGGAGAGCGAGAAAACGCAGUCUAAUGUCUCGCAGUGGACAGCUGACUGCAAUGAACAGGUAGAAGGCAACCGUUCCUCCUCGAGAAGCAAGAACGUAGCACCUCAUAAUCAAAACCAGGAAGAGUGGGAUCACAGCAGCAGUGGCAGCUCAGGAUCCCAGCCUAGUUCAGGCUCCAGGCAUGGGUCUGUGUCAAAGUCUGGCGGCCGAGGGAGAAGCAGACAGUUCAGUCAUUCAACCAAGAACGGCAACAAAGACAGUUCUCUUGACAUGCUGGGAACAGAUAUCUGGGCAGCCAAUACUCUCGAGUCCUUCAGUGGUGCCACCUGGGACUUGCAACCUGAAAAACUUGACUUCACGCAAUUCCACAGAAAGCUCCGCAACACCCCCAAGCAUCCUCUCCCACACAUAGACAGAGAAGGGAUCGGAAAAGGGAAGAGCGAGGAUGGAGAUGGAAUCAACCUCAACGACAUAGGGAAGGUUCUCCCAGCCUGGCAGGGUUAUCACCCGUUGCCACACGAAGCUGAAAUCGCACACACCAAAAAAUUGUUCAGGAGGAGGAGGAAUGACCGGAGGAGGCAACGGGCUCCCGGCGGAAACAAGUCUCAGCAGCACACAGAACAUCAACAGGGCACCGCCAAACACAACAGGGAACACCAGAAGCCCUCGCAGGGAGGCCAAGCGCCGCACUCCGCAGGCCGGCCUGGCCACCACGGCUACAGCCAAAACCGGCGGUGGCACCACAACCAGAAACACUCGCCCAACGACAAGGAGACGCACAGAAAUGCCAAAGAGACUGAGAACCUGAAAAUCGAGGACGCCUCCGUCUGCACGGUGCACAUCCCCCUUGACGUGCACCGCGGCAGCGAAGCCACGGACAGGCAGUCGCCGCAGAACCUCCAGGACCCGGAGAGCAGGCGGAAAGACAGCCUCCACGAGCGGAUAAGCGAGAGGCCCAAAAUCAACUUGCUCCAGUCUUCCAAAGACAGACUACGCAGGAGGCUAAAAGAGAAGAUGCCUUGUCUUUCCCUUUUCACGGAUCAGGACGAAGUGGCCGCGGAGUCCACCAGCCCUCAAAAGAACAAAAUGGACAAACUAAUUGAAAUUCUCAACAGCAUGAGGAACAACAGCAGCGGGGUGGACUCCAAGCUCACCAACUUCAUGGAGGAGGCCCAGAACUCCACCAACUCCGAGGAGAUGCUCGGGGAGAUUGUUAGGACCAUUUACCAGAAGGCCGUGACGGACCGCAGCUUUGCCUCCAUGGCCGCCAAGCUCUGCGACAAGAUGGCGCUCUUCAUGGUGGAAGGCACAAAGUUCCGGAGCCUCCUUCUCAACAUGCUACAGAAAGACUUCACCGUGCGGGAAGAGCUGCAGCAGAGCGACGUGGAGCGCUGGCUGGGCUUCAUCACCUUCCUCUGCGAGGUCUUCGGCACCAUGAGGAGCAGCACUGCGGAGCCCUUCCGAGUCCUCGUCUGCCCCAUCUAUACCUGCCUCAGGGAGUUGUUGCAGUCUCAGGACAUAAAGGAAGAUGCUGUCCUUUGCUGUGCAAUGGAGCUGCAGAGCACCGGCCGGCUCCUGGAGGAGCAGCUGCCCGAGAUGAUGAUGGAGCUCCUGGCGAUUGCCCGCGACAAGAUGCUGUGCCCCUCAGAGUCCAUGCUGACCCGGUCCCUCCUCCUCGAGGUCAUUGAGCUGCACGCCAACAACUGGAACCCCCUGACACCCCCCAUCACGCAGUACUACAACAAGACAAUCCAGAAAUUGACAGCCUGAGAGGGGAGGGGAGGCGGGGUUGGUGGAGAGCCGGGAGGAGGAAGACACGCACUUUAAAAACAAAACGAAAAGCAAAACACAACAGGAGAGAGAGAGAGAGAGAAGAAAAGAUUUGGGCAAGGAACUGAGCUUACAGCAACCAGGGAAAGGACCGAGCGACCUUUUGUGGUCAAGAUACCUAAGAAGACAAACUCCCAGCAUGCUUACGAAUACGUUCAUGGGGGGCGAAGCAUGUUUCUUUUCAGCCGUGUCCUCAAGUGCCGUCGCCGCCCCACUCCUUCCGUGCCUGCUUUUUUUGUUUGUUU